AAAAUGAACAAACAUUUAGGUCAUUCGAUCUCCGAGGUGUUUCUGUGUUUUGCCAUUCAACGCAAUCUGGAGCGCAUACUGGGGGAGGGAAAUCCCAACUACCUGUUCUGUCUGAACGGAGUGCGCGUGCUCAGUAUCACGUGGAUCGUGCUGGGCAACACCGUCAGCUUCCUGUACAGAGAACCCAACGUUGUCGCCAAUGUCGUAGAAGUUCCGGAAGCUGCGCAAAGAUUCGUUUUCCAGUUCGUCAUCAAUGCCACGUUCGCCGCUGAUACUUUCUUCAUUCUGAGUGGGACGCUACUCGCCUACAACUGGAUGAAGCAGGAAGAAAAGAAGAACAAGUUCACAGUGAAGCAACUUCUUAUGAUGUACUUCCAUCGCUUUGUCAGAAUCGCUCCGUGUUACUACGUGUUGAUUAUGACGUAUACGAACCUACUGCCGUAUUUCGGGGAAGGACCAGGCUGGAAGUACACCAGCGAUUCAAUACGUCAGUGCAAGGACCACUGGUGGGCCAACGCCCUCUUCAUCAGCAACUUCUACAAAGCAGACGACAUGUGUAUGACGUGGACCUAUUACCUGGUGAACGACUUCCAGUUUUACCUGAUUUCACCGAUAGUGCUGAUACCGCUGUCGAGAUGUCCGCCACUCGCCUUCGUGUUGAUAAUACUGCUUGUUCUCACUCAAAUCGUCACCACUGCUGUCUUCAAUAAAAACAUCAACGGUAACAUCCUAAGAAUGACAGGAGGGUUUUUUGAGGAUAUCUACGCCAAACCUUACUGUCGUGUUGGAGUAUUCGCCAUUGGUAUUGCUCUGGGCUACGCCAUAUACAUGGCUGGGAGGCACGUGUACUUCAGAAAGACUCCACUGGUUGUCGGGUGGUGUGUUGCGCUGUGCACGCUGUCAGUUGUGGUGUUUAUAACGUACGACGAGAAUCGAGUAGGCGGAACCCACUGGACUGGUACCCAGACCGCGGUGUACGAGGCGCUGUCUCGUCCCGCUUGGGGAUUGGGAGUGUCCUGGAUCAUAUUCUGCUGCUGUAUCGGACAAGGAGGUAUCGCAGACAAGAUUCUGUCGUGGAACGUGUUUCUUCCCCUGUGUAGGAUCACGUACGGGAUAUAUCUCCUGCACCCACUUCUCAUAGUUCUAAUCGUCGACACGUCCAAGACGUUAAUAUACCUUGAUGCGACCUCCGUGCUGAAUCUGUUUGUCUUCAUCUUGGUGAUCUCCAUGGGCCUGGCGCUCAUGUUCAUGGCGUCAGUCGAGGGGCCGAUCAUCAGACUGGAAACCCUCCUCCUGCACUGACCAGCAACAUUUCGAGCCCUGACAAACAAACAUUUUACGUUCGCUGACAAAAACAAAUAUGGUAGUUCUUCUUUCAGACUUUCCUUUUAUUAAAAUGUAUUUGGUGUU
Molecule: messenger RNA, 1410 nt
Organism: Gigantopelta aegis
Lineage: Eukaryota; Metazoa; Mollusca; Gastropoda; Neomphalida; Peltospiridae
Product: O-acyltransferase like protein-like
Exons: 11
Coding region: 4-1302 (432 amino acids)
Molecular function (GO): acyltransferase activity, transferring groups other than amino-acyl groups
Source: RefSeq, a predicted model, not a curated record